CAUUAAAGCAAACGAAGACAAAUAUUAUAAUGCACGGCAGCAAGAUGUGUGGAUAUUUGUUGUAAUCUCAUUGCAAAUUUAACACAAGACACGCAGAGUGAUUGGCUGUUUGUGGACAAAAGCGGCUUUACCUGCCAGGUGGAUCGGAGGAGAGAUAGAGGGAGAGAAAGAGAGAGAGAGAGAGAGAGAGAGAGAGAGAGAGAGAGAGAGAGAGAAGAAGAAGAAAAAGAAGCGGGGCGAGAAAAGUCGACUUACCUGUAGCCUAACUUCUGGCAACUCACUCAUUCUAUUACCUGCUCCGACUUGAAAGUCCAGUUUCACAAGGAAGAACCGUAGAGGAAGCAAAAUAUGUCACAGGAGACAGACAAUAAGCGUCUGGUUGUGGUGGUCCCCAACGAGAGCUCCUACCCCGCAGUGCGGCGAGCUUACACCAGUGAGGACGAGGCAUGGAGGUCGUACCUGGAGAACCCGCUGACAGCCGCCACCAAGGCCAUGAUGAGCAUCAACGGGGACGAGGACAGCGCCAACGCCCUGGGCCUGCUCUACGACUACUACAAGGUGCCUAAAGAAAAGAGGCUUCUGUCAGUUCCUAAAGUAGUAGAAAUUACAGAGGAACAAGAGAAGAGGUCUGCAUUGGUGAGCAACCCCAGCAGCCAAAGUGAGGUGGAGAUGGUGGACAACCGUGUUCAAGUCCUCAAAUCUGUUCCUGUCAACCUGUCGCUGAACACGGAGCACCAGGAGACCAAACGGGAAGACUUCAGCAGCUCAACCGAGGUGGUGUCAGGGGAUGGAGACACGCCAGCUGUGGCCGUGGUGAAGGCCGAGGUGUACGCGCCCGUCUUCAUGACGGGAGCAGGGCUUCACUACAGGGUGGAGGCUGAGGAGUCGUCGCGGGUGAUCUACGAGCAGAGUCCGUAUGAAGUGACCACCGUCAGUCACAGCUCGUAUGUGAAAGUCGACCAGCAGAGUCCGCCUGACAGCCCGUAUGAAGAGGAGAGAGACGUGCGUUCUCAACAGAAGUACCACACACCUUCCUCUCUGGCUACAGAUGACUUCUUAUUUCACCAGGAGGGAGUUGACAGUUUCCAGUACACGCUGGAUGCCACUCGCUCGCUGCGUCAGAAGCAGGGUGAGGGGCCGAUGACCUACCUGAACAAAGGCCAGUUCUACGCUGUGACGUUGAACGAGCUCAGUUCCAACAAACGCCUCCGUCACCCCAUCAGCAAAGUUCGGAGUGUGAUCAUGGUGGUGUUCAGUGAAGACAAGAACCGAGACGAGCAGCUGAAGUACUGGAAGUACUGGCAUUCUCGGCAACACACAGCCAAACAGAGAGUGUUAGACAUCGCUGAUUACAAGGAGAGCUUCAACACGAUUGGCAACAUUGAAGAAAUCGCCUACAACGCCAUCUCCUUCACCUGGGAUGUAAAUGAAGAGGCCAAGAUCUUCAUCACAGUCAACUGUCUGAGUACAGACUUCUCUUCUCAGAAGGGGGUCAAGGGUCUUCCUCUGAUGAUCCAGAUCGACACGUACAGUUACAACAACCGCAGCAACAAGCCACUGCACAGGGCCUACUCACAGAUCAAGGUCUUCUGUGACAAGGGAGCAGAGAGGAAAAUAAGGGAUGAGGAGAGAAAACUGUUCCGCAAGAAGUCAAAAGGUAAAGAUGGAGGUGUAGGGGUGAUAACCGCUCCCAAGAAGUCCGACACCACUUAUUUCAAGACUAUGAGCGACCUGGAGGCUCAGCCCGUACUCUUCAUCCCCGACGUUCACUUUGGCAACUUGCAGAGGGCCGGACAGGUGUUUACCUUCAACACAGAGGAGAUCGAGAGAGAAGGGAGUGUGCUGGUGAAGAGGAUGUUCAGGCCGCCAGACGAAGAUCUGUGUCCGUCACCUCAAAAACAGAUCAAAGAGGAGACGCACAAGAAAGUGCUGUUGUACGUAAGAAAGGAGACGGACGAGGUGUUUGACGCUCUAAUGCUGAAGAAUCCAACGCUCAGAGGCCUGAUGGAUGCUAUAUCAGAGAAGUAUGGCGUGGCCACAGAGAGGAUAGCCAAAGUGUACAAGAAAAGUAAAAAAGGGAUUCUGGUGAACAUGGACGAUAACAUCAUUGAGCAUUACUCCAAUGAAGACACCUUCAUCCUCAAUAUUGAGAGCUACGCAGACGCCUACAAGAUCACACUGACAGAGAUCUGACUGCUCAUCAGCCGACUCGAAGGACAGCAGGCUGAGAAGAAGGAGACGCUGUGACUUCUGGUUGGCUGAAAUCAACGAGGCUGCUAUUGAUUGGCUGAUAAGCUGACUGACAGUAUUGGAGACGUUGGCGUUGCUCCAACGCUUUGAGGUCAACGUCGACACAUUUGAUCCCUCUCUGACACUGUUACACUAUGAAGCAAGUCAUAUUUUCUGUGCAGGAGGACAACGACCCUAUAAAGAGAGGACAUUAUAGAAAUUCUAUGAACUGGUUAUAGUCACUUCCUCAUUGUACUCAUCCUCUAUGUUGUGAGGUGAAACGAUGCAAUACAGAUCCACGGCUUCCACCUUUGCUAAAUAUUUGUAUUGUAUAAAAAAAGUUUUACUUUUCUGUACAGUCUUGUGUUUCUGCCAAACAACACAUCAGGAGUAGCCUUAUGAAAAACCUGAUGCACUGUAUGUAGCUUGAAUUAGUUGGGUCUAAUUAACGUAGCUUCUUUGCCUGCCAGCCUUUGUUUUUGUUAGUUGUGUUAUUAUUUAUUAAUGACAAUGUUUUUCAUUUCAUUUCUUCAAGGAUUUCAAGUACUUACAUUUCAGUGACUUUGUUUAGUCACCCUCUCUAAGAGUACUCAAGGAGUUUAAAUGGCUAAUCACUAUUUUUCAGCCAUGUUGUACCAUUUACAUGUUGACAAAUUUGUAGGACCUAACAUGAAAUGGUAAUGACUAAAAAAUAAAUAAUGUAAACAAUGUGUGUUUGGUGACAAAUGG
Molecule: messenger RNA, 2958 nt
Organism: Etheostoma spectabile (orangethroat darter)
Lineage: Eukaryota; Metazoa; Chordata; Actinopteri; Perciformes; Percidae
Gene: grhl2b
Product: grainyhead-like transcription factor 2b
Exons: 16
Coding region: 349-2193 (614 amino acids)
Biological process (GO): regulation of transcription by RNA polymerase II; neural tube development; brain development
Cellular component (GO): nucleus
Molecular function (GO): DNA-binding transcription activator activity, RNA polymerase II-specific; RNA polymerase II cis-regulatory region sequence-specific DNA binding
Source: RefSeq, a predicted model, not a curated record